Messenger RNA from Mytilus californianus (California mussel), 3276 nucleotides. RefSeq names its product toll-like receptor 4. The transcript is spliced from 2 exons. Gene Ontology annotation, biological process: immune response; toll-like receptor signaling pathway. The record is from RefSeq and is a predicted model, not a curated record. NCBI's taxonomy places the organism in Eukaryota, Metazoa, Mollusca, Bivalvia, Mytilida, Mytilidae. Gene Ontology annotation, cellular component: membrane. Gene Ontology annotation, molecular function: transmembrane signaling receptor activity; protein binding. The coding region runs from base 104 to 2614 and encodes 836 amino acids.
AUUGUCGUUCACAUUAUGAUAGAUUUCCUCAUAGCUUGCAAUGCAGUAGAAAGAGUCUGGCUAAAUAGUUUCACUACAGUAGCAUCAACCAGCCUAUGUAACUAUGCGCUUAAACGUGCAUCAACAUAUACUCUUAUUAUCAGUUUUGGUUUACAGUGACCUUUGUUUCAAAUGCUCGUUUGAUUCAUCCUGUGAGUGUGUCUUAAACACAACAACAAAUCUUAUGUCAGCAAAAUGCUCCGAUAGAGGUCUGUUAGCUCUUCCAAAUUUUGGCAACAUAUCGCAUCUUUUGGAUUCAUUUGAUGGAAGCCAUAACAAAAUCGAGUGUAUACCAAAUUAUAUUUUUGGAAAUGCCAAAAGCGUAAUUAAGCUGGAUUUAUCUUAUAACAACAUAUCAUUAAUAUUACCAGAAUCCUUCAAUGGACUUGAACAACUCGUGACUUUAGACCUCGAAUGGAAUAACGUACUGUAUGAUGUCAAAUUCAUUCAUCCGAACUGUUUCAAAAAUACUCCUCAACUAAGAUACCUUAACCUAAAAAAUAACGUAGGUUUUUAUCCAUCUGCCCAAAAAUAUCCAAAUUUGUCGUCACUCGCUGAACUUGAAACUCUCAAAUUAGAUGGAUUACCACAUGAUAGUUUUCAACGUGGAUAUGAAAAACUAAGUAAACUAGCAGACUUGGAUUUGUCGAGUAAGGAUUGUGACAUUGGAAUCAUAGAUUCAAAGUUUUUCCAAUCCCUUUUAAAUCUUCAGUAUAUUGAUAUUUCAAACUGUUCAGUGGUAAAAGUUUGGAAAAAUUGCUUAAGACAUUUGAAAAAUCUGACACAUCUUAACGUUUCUUAUAAUGAGAAGUUGAAUUUCGCAGGUGUCGAAAAUAUAACUUAUGACUUACAGUUCACUUCCAUUGAGGUACUAAAAUUCAACAAAGUACAUAAAACAUUCGAGAUGAACACAGAAAUAGGUCGCAAAACAUUGAAAUAUCUUCAGAAUACGAAUUUAAAAGAGAUGUACAUGGAUAGUAACAGAUUACAAUAUGUUAAAAGUGGGGUAAUUUCGAUAUUGCCGAAAACCCUUGACAGACUGUCAAUGGCAGAUAACAUGCUCUCUUUUGGGACUUAUAUUUUGGAAGGAAAAAACAUGAACAUUUCUUUUAUGAACGUGUCAUUUCAGUUUACUUCACAUACACCUUCGUUGGGAUCCUUUGAGUCCAUCAACAGAUAUAUAUCGCAGCACAGAACGCACCGUAUAAAAAGAGACGUUGGAAUUAAUUUUCCUCUUCCGUUCCCAAAAAAUAUUCGUGAACUCCACUUUAGGAGAAGUCAAUUACAAUUUGAUAUUCCGAGGUUGGAACUAAUGGAAAAUAAGCUGGAAUAUUUUGAUGUAAGUCUUAACCUUCUUGCAAACUGGUGGGGACCAACAGUGAAUUUCAUUCACCUGAAAUUUUUGAAUUUAUCCAGUAAUUAUUGCUCUAAUAUAUCAUCGUAUUUUUUUAAAGGAACGACAAAACUGGAAACAUUAUACAUACAAAAUAAUUUGCUAGGAUUCAACAUUCCAUCUGAUGUAAAAGGCGAAAUUUUAAAGCCGCUUCAACAUUUAAAAACUAUUGACCUAUCGCAGAACAGAAUACCUGAACUCCCGUCUUUGUUUUUCAUAUUUCUGAAACAACUCGAAAUAUUGAAUUUACGUGACAAUCUAAUUGAAGAUAUUGACUUCAAAUUGAUUCAAAUGAAAAACUUAUCCCAUGUCGAUUUAUCUAAAAAUCGAAUACAACUUUUGGGAUCUGCAGCGAUUAAUAACUUGGAAUCCUUGGCGGACGAUCGCAAGUUUUCCUUGAAUUUAAAAGGAAAUCCGUUUGUUUGUUCGUGUGCCUCAUUGAAAUUCCUAAAAUGGAUAUCGCAAACGAAAAUCCUGUUACUUGAUCGCAGAAAAUACGAAUGCAAGUACGAAAACGGAACAAAAGCUUCACUUGCAAACGUCAACAAUAUAAUAAACAAAUUGGAAAAGGACUGUUCUUCGUAUCCAGGAGUCAUCAUAGGUAUCACUGGCACGAUAUUUUUGUCUGUUUCAAUUAUUCUGUUUGGACUAUUCUACAGAUAUCGAUGGAACCUCCGUUAUUUGUAUUAUAUGACUAAAAAUAGAUUCCGUGGAUAUGUUCCUGUCAUAGAGAAUUCAAACAAAUCAUACCUCUACGACGCUUUCAUAUCUUACGCAGAACAAGAUGGUAAUUUUGUUCACCAUGAUGUAAUUGACAAUCUAGAGAAAGAAGGCAACCUAAAGCUCUGUGUCCACAGACGUGAUUUCCUUCCUGGAAAUGAGAUUUCAGCAAACAUAACGAGUGCUAUCCAUAACAGCCGUAAAACGGUAAUCAUUCUGACUCGCCAUUACUUAAAUUCUCAGUGGUGCAUGUUUGAAUUCAAUAUGGCAAGAAUGGAAAGUAUGUACUCGCGAGAAAUUGGGAAAACACUUUUUCUGGUUUUUCUGACCAGCAUUCUCCCAAAGGAACUCCCCUUGGUUCUGAUGGAAUACAUUCAUUCUAACUCUUAUAUAGAAUAUCCUGGUGACGAAUAUGGGAACGUUGUUUUCUGGCAAAAAAUGAAAGAGGCUGUACGUGCCUGAUUUGAUAUUAAAAUAAAAUAUACUGUAAACAUAUUUCUUAUUAUAAGAUGUUCAAAUUGAAUGAAGCUGUAUGAGUUCUAUGAACUAUAAAUAAGUGAAUAUAUUUCUUAUUAAAAGUGGUCAAAUUGAAUAAAGCUAUAUAAGUUCUAUGAAUUGUAAUUAAAGACUUCUGCAGAAGAUCGAAAAUAAAACAGUAAAGUUACCUUCCGUUUAACAAAAAUGUAUGUGUGUUAUCUCAUCACAUUUAAGAUCAUGAUCAUCAUCAUGUGUUGUACGUUGUUGUUUGUCUUUGUUUGCAUGGCUGUUUUGGGGAAGGAGACGGUUGUUGAUGUGGUGUUGUUACAAAAUGAAUACUGUGUGAUAUUGUUGGCGAUUCCUGGUUUCCUUAUGCGUGUAUUGUCACUUGUAUUUUUUUUCCAUCUUUUCAGCAUGUGAAUAUAUACAAAAAGUAUGCAGCGUUCCCUUCUUAAUACCUGCUUUUACUUUUAUCAUAAUACUAUUUUUUUUUAUUAGGCAUAUAGUCACACAUAAACAAAUUUAUCGCUUUCUUUUUUUUUUUAUGUAUAAUGGAAUACGAGUAUUCUUUAUUUUGUUUUGUAGUAUUGUUACAUUUUUGUCUGGUAUCAGCUCUAAUGUUUGUGAAUUAAAACUAUAACAGUUCU